GUUCUCAUUUUUCUAACAAUGUCAGGACAAGGACUAUCAAUGGAGAUUCCUUAUAACAGUGAUGUUAUACUUCCCAAAUGAACACUGAAGAUAUAAGAUUACAAAAACGAAGUACAACUUUAGCUGAUUUUAAAGUUUAAGCAAAACCCUAGCUGAUUUUGAAGUUUAAGCAAAACCCUAGUUCAAAUUCUUCUUAAUCAGCAGAAAUGGAGUCUGGAAGAAGCAGUGAGAGCCCAGAAGUAGCGAAGAAGGGCAAAUCAAAGACCCCUCGAAAACCUAAAGAUAGCAUUCUCAAACAGAAGUCUCCCGCUGAGUUCUUUGCAGAUAACAAGAACAUUGCGGGUUUUGACAAUCCUGGGAAAUGUCUUUACACUACUGUGAGAGAACUUGUUGAGAAUGCACUUGAUUCUGCUGAAUCCAUCUCUGAACUGCCAGUUGUAGAGAUAACCAUUGAAGAGAUCGGUAGAAGUAAAUUUAAUUCCAUGAUUGGUCUGGCUGACCAUGAACGUAGAGAUGAAGCCUUAUAUGAUGAUUUUGAGACAGCAAAGGCUCGUGAGAAAAGACUUGCCAAGGAAGCUCGGGUUCUAGAGAUUCAAGCGAAGAAUGCUGCUCUUGGGAAGAAAGUAAAAGACCCCGCAGCUACAAAGGCAGCUAAGGGUAGGGAGGCAUCAUAUUAUAGGGUGACAUGCAAGGAUAAUGGAAGAGGAAUGCCACAUGAUGAUAUCCCGAAUAUGUUUGGACGAGUUUUGUCUGGAACAAAGUAUGGAUUGAAACAGACACGUGGGAAAUUUGGUCUUGGUGCAAAGAUGGCAUUGAUUUGGUCCAAGAUGAGUACAGGACUUCCCAUUGAGAUUACAUCUUCCAUGAACAGUCAAAAUUAUACCUCAUUCUGUAGGCUGGAUAUUGAUAUUCACAAGAAUGUUCCUCACAUUCAUAUGCAUGAAAAACGGGAAAACAAAGAACGGUGGCAUGGUGCUGAAAUCCAGAUUGUUAUUGAAGGGAACUGGACAACCUACCGCUCCAAAAUAUUGCAUUAUAUGCGACAAAUGGCUGUCAUCACGCCCUAUGCCCAAUUCCUCUUCCAAUUUGUAUCAGAUUCUCCUGAGAAAAAUGUGACUAUAAGGUUCACCAGAAGAACAGACAUAAUGCCUUCAGUUCCUCUUGAGACCAAGUACCAUCCAUCAGCUGUGGACAUACUUCUUAUCAAACGGCUUAUAACGGAAACAUCAAAGCAGACUCUUUUGCAGUUCCUUCAGCAUGAAUUUGUAAACAUUGGGAAGUCUCAUGCGGAACGUUUGAUCGGGGAGAUGGGUCCAGAUUUUAGCCCAAAAAUGUCAGUUAAAUCUCUAACACCACAGCAAAUAGUUCGCAUCCAUCAGUUGUUUCGUCAAGCCAAAUUUGAUGAUCCCAGUGGUGAUAUUUUAAGUCCCGCUGGAGAAUAUAAUCUACGUCUUGGCAUUAUAAAGGAGCUGCACCCAGAUAUGGUUGCAACCUUUUCAGGAAGUGCUCAAGUAUUCGAAGGUCAUCCAUUCAUCGUGGAAGCUGGAGUUAGUGUUGGUGGGAAAGAUGUCAAACAAGGGCUGAAUGUUUUCCGAUUUGCUAAUCGGAUUCCACUUCUUUUUGAGCAAGGUGCUGAUGUUGUUACAAGGACUGCUAUGAAGAGAAUCAAUUGGAACAGUUACAAGAUCAACCAAACACAAGACAAAAUUGGUGUCUUUGUGAGCAUUGUUAGCACCAAAAUCCCCUUUAAAGGGACUGGCAAGGAGUAUAUUGGAGAUGACAUAAGUGAGAUUGCUUCUGCUGUCAAGACAGCUAUUAAGCAAUGCUGCAAUCAGCUCAAAUCAAAAAUUGUAAAAAGGAUUCAUGCUCGUGAGCAGCAGGAAAGGAAGCGGAAUCUGAGCAAGUAUAUUCCUAGUGCUACCGCUGCUAUAUAUGAUCUCCUAAAACAGACGACAAAUGUGCAUGCAUCAAAAAAGAGACGCUUCAGGGAUGACAAUGCUGACCUACUAAAACAAGUUUCAGUUAAUUCAUUAACAAAAGAUACAUUCAGAGAAAAGCUUGCUCAGCAUGUCGAAAAGGUGGACUACGAAAUGGGUUUGGAAUAUGCCACACAGACCGGAGUGAAUGAAGAACCACGGGAAGAGAUAUACAUAGAGUCACUGAAUGAAGAUAAGAACUUCCUAGACCUCCAGAGCCCUAUAUUUGUCUUCAGACUCUAUCACUAGUUAUUCACUAGAUGGAUUUUCAUAGGAAUGUGUUGUUUCUAAUAUUAUUUUUCAUUUUGAUUUUUAUCAAUUAAAUUAUAGAAAUUCUAGAGGCGUAGAGGAUAACAAGGCAGAAAUGUAUUAUGAUAGGAAGAGAAAGUGCAACUUAUUGCACCUAUAUUUACCUUAUUGUUUGAAGUAAAGCUUUGAUAGUUCAGAUCUUGAGUUUAUCAAUUAUAGUUGAACUUUAGAUG
Solanum pennellii is the source of this 2458-nucleotide messenger RNA. RefSeq names its product DNA topoisomerase 6 subunit B. Gene Ontology annotation, cellular component: cytosol; small ribosomal subunit. The record is from RefSeq and is a predicted model, not a curated record. Gene Ontology annotation, biological process: DNA topological change. Bases 207 to 2225 code for a protein of 672 amino acids. Gene Ontology annotation, molecular function: DNA topoisomerase type II (double strand cut, ATP-hydrolyzing) activity; DNA binding; ATP binding. The transcript is spliced from 19 exons. Lineage: Eukaryota; Viridiplantae; Streptophyta; Magnoliopsida; Solanales; Solanaceae.